Messenger RNA from Fraxinus pennsylvanica, 1305 nucleotides. The record is from the annotation of a GenBank genome assembly. NCBI's taxonomy places the organism in Eukaryota, Viridiplantae, Streptophyta, Magnoliopsida, Lamiales, Oleaceae.
AUGGAUCCGUGUCCUUUCGUUCGGAUUGUUGUGGGAAAUCUGGGGUUGAAGUUUAUGGGCUCGUCGGUUUUGCAAUCUUGUUACUGUAAGUUUAAGCUUAGAGGGUUUAAUAAUCAGUAUUCGAAUGUCCCUUUGCUUGUUCAAGAAAGUGAUGCGAUUGAAAGCAGGAACCAUGCUUGUUUCAACUUGAGCAAGUCGGAGCUUGAAAAACUAGUGGAAAAAUCGAGUUCUAAUGGGAAAUUUCCUCGUUUGAAGAUCGAGAUUUAUGAGGGGAAUCGGGUGAAAAAUUGUGGGUUUGUGAAAAAUGGGAAGCGUUUGGGUUGUGUUAUUUUCCAGUUGGAUUUGAAAGGGGUUUUGGAGAGUGGAAGUAAUAGAGUGUUCUUGAUUCAAAAUGGAUGGAUUUUGAUUAAUGGGUUUGAAGCAAAAUUGCAUUUGAAUGUGAGAGCAGAGCCAGAUCCAAGAUUUGUAUUCCAGUUUGAUGGAGAACCAGAGUGUAGUCCUCAAGUUUUUCAGGUCAAUGGAAACGUUAAGCAGCCUGUUUUUACUUGCAAAUUCAGUUUCAGAAAUUCUGGAGAGAGGAAUUUGAGAUCCAGGUCUUCCCUGUCAGAACCAAGCACAUCACCAAGCUGCUUUAGUUCAUCUACAGCAGAUGAACAAUCCACAAAAGAGCGAAAGGGAUGGUCGAUCACCAUUCACGACCUCUCAGGCUCACCCGUAGCUGCUGCAUCAAUGGUGACACCAUUCGUCCCAUCACAGGGUAGCAAUAGGGUCAGCAGAUCAAAUCCCGGAGCCUGGCUCAUUCUUCGUCCUGGCCACAACACCUGGACUCCCUGGGGCCGUCUGGAGGCUUGGCGUGAGCGCAAAAGUGGUGACCAACUAGGCUACCGUUUUGAACUCAUCCCCGAUGGCGGCAUAGAUUCAAUUCCACUUGCCAAUUCCAUGAUUAGCACAAAAUCUGGAGGCAAAUUCAGUAUAGACGUAACCACAGGCCCGACCCCCAUGACUAGUCCUAAUAGCAGCUUUGAUAUCAGUUCUGUGUCUAGUUCCGGAUCGGAACUUGGAUCUACACAGGGAUCCAGUUCGUGGGCACAUCUCUUGUAUAAAGGAUUCGUAAUGUCAUGCACGGUUGAAGGCAAUGGGAAGUGCAGCAAACCGGCAGUCGAAAUUGGGGCGCAGCACGUGACUUGCACAGAGGAUGCUGCAGGUUUUGUGGCAUUGGCAGCUGCAAUGGAUUUAAGCAUGGAUGCUUGUAGAUUGUUUUCUCAUAAGCUAAGGAAGGAAUUGAGGCCACCAGAUCAAGAAUAA